ACCUUUGGUGCGGACGGUUGGGUUGGUUGGUCGGAACGUUAUCUAAAGGCCAACCAGUGUCUUUGUAUUUAUUGUACAAAUAUUCGCUUAAAAAUUGAUGAGAAAUUAUCACAAAAUAUACAAGAAAUCCCCAACUCAAAAUUGACACAAAAUGUCGUAGGGUGUUAAGAGCCUUAACCCCAAAAAAGCCAAAAAUAAACGGACAAUGCAGCCAUUUAGCGACAGUCUAAGCAAAAGUCGCGAUGAUUUGGUCAAUGUCGCCGCCUCCAGGCACCAGCAGCAGCAACAACAACUGCACAACAACUACACCAGGCGUAAACAUCAUGGCAGCAGUCCAAACUUAUCGCUGGAUACAACCGAUAAUUUGCGCAGAAGUAUGGUCUGUCUGCAGGAUGAAUUCGGCCACCUAGGAAUUGCGACAGAUCUGCCCUUCAAAUCAUCGGAUAUCGAUGCAUCUGUGCCGCAGCACAACCACCACAACAACAACUAUGCGGAAAUCACGGACAGCAGUGCAGAGAAUACGUGCCAGCAACGCUGGCCACCGCAUGCCGGUGGCGGUGGCUUGGCCAGUGCCUUUGGGCAUCCUGACAAGCCCAUUGGGUGGAUGUACGGGCUGUUGGGCUGCAUGAAACCGGUUUUGUCCUUCAUCGGCAAGGCGGGCGUCAUUGAGGUGAAGAGUCAGCGAGGCAGCGAAGACUGGGAAAUACCCUUUGAAUCGAUUACGAAUCUGGAAUGGUUGGCCAGUGGUGCUCAGGGUGCCGUCUUCAGUGGCAAGCUCAAGAACGACAUUGUCGCUGUCAAGAAGGUGAGGGAACUGAAGGAAACGGACAUCAAGCACUUGCGCAAACUGGAUCACGACAACAUUAUCAAAUUCAAAGGGGUUUGCACACAAUCGCCCGUAUUUUGCAUUAUCAUGGAGUUCUGCCCGUAUGGCCCGCUGCAGAACAUAUUGAAGGAGGAGCAGGUCAUGUUGCCGUCCCGUUUGGUAUCCUGGUCCAAACAAAUUGCAAUGGGUAUGCAAUAUUUGCACUCACACAAGAUCAUACACAGAGAUCUAAAGAGUCCCAACAUACUGAUUAGUACAAACGAAGUGGUGAAGAUCAGCGACUUUGGCACCAGUCGCGAGUGGAAUGAGAUUAGCACUAAGAUGAGCUUUGCGGGCACUGUCGCCUGGAUGGCGCCUGAGGUUAUACGCAAUGAGCCGUGCUCCGAGAAAGUGGACAUUUGGUCAUAUGGUGUUGUGCUUUGGGAGAUGAUCACGUGUGAGAUACCCUACAAGGAUGUCGACUCAUCGGCCAUCAUUUGGGGUGUGGGCAACAAUCGGCUCAAGUUACCGGUGCCCAGCACCUGCCCGGAGGGCUUUAAGCUCCUCGUUAAUCUCUGCUGGAAGAGCAAGCCGCGCAAUCGACCCUCGUUCCGGCAAAUACUCAGUCAUCUGGAUAUUGCGGGACCGGAGCUGUUGCGCAAAAAUGAGAAGCAAUAUUUCGAGACGCAAAAAUCGUGGAAGGAGGAGGUACGCUGCCACCUGAAGGAGAUCACACAAAACGGUACCAGCCUGCACAAGUACGAGCAGGAUCUGAUCAAGCGGCGCACAGCCGAAUGGCGACAUGCCCAGGACAUUCGCAUGGUGUACGAGGACAAGCUGCAGAAGACGAAUCAAUUGUUCUUCGAGCUAAGCGAAUGCAUGACCCAGCUGCAGGAAAAGGAAAAGGAAAUCGCCGAGCGGGAACGUAAGUUGCCUGGUUCUGGUUACAAGCCAACGCGACGCUUGGGCAACACACUCAGGAAAAUGCAACAUUAUCGCCGACGACUGAAUGCGCCGCCAGCUCAGCAAAUCCAGCAGCAGCAAUCAACAACGCCGGAUCCCGAAACAACGCCAGAGAGUCCCGUGAAGUGUGCAUUGUAUGCGCAACUGGAUGGCAAUUGCCAGCCAAAAUCGUAUUGUGCUGUGGGCAGCACACUAAUCAUUGGCGGCUGCAGCAUGGCCAGCAAGAACAAGAAGACUUGGCGUCAUCGACGCAAUGGCUCCGGCUCCUUUGCCGCACCGCCCAAAUACAGUCCGACACGGGAUCGUCGCUACCAGAGCGAACCGGAGAAUCGCAAGGUGCAGCUGGUGGAGCAGCAGACGCAGACCGAUGCCAUGGAUGUCAGCGAGACGGACAUUAGUCCGAGUGCCGAGCAGGUAAUCGAUGUGCCGCCACCCAAUCAUCGGCAGCUGCCGUUGCAGCUGCAGCGUGUCCAACAAUUGGCCGCCGCCAUGGCGCAGGCUCAGGUUAAGAGCAGCAGCGGCAGUGAGACAGUGAUCGACGCCAGUCCCUCCAAUGGCAACUCGAUGAGCAACAGUGAUCUGGCCUAUCAUGACGCAUGCUCCAGUCCGGAUCAGCUCAUUGACGAUGUGAUGAACAGCAAUGAGCGCUUGGACAUCACCGAUUGCUACAGCGACAACGAAAAUCUUGAGCGAUUGGGCCGCAAAGUCAUCGGAUUCAUCAACGAGAAUCGCCUAUCCAUCCAAUCAAAUGCAACCACUGUCACGGAAAAUGGCAACGGUGGUAAUGGUGGCAACGGUGCACACAGUCCACACACCACAACGGUCAGUCCCGAUCUGCGUGAUACGGCUGUGGGCCACAGCAGUCCUUGCCUGAGUCGCUGCAGCAGCACCCACAGCCGAAGGCAGACGAGGCAACAGUUGACAGAGAAUACAACAACAACUGGCAAUGCUAAUGGGGAAUCCUCGCAGGAACAUUUGGGCGAGGACAGCUGGUCCGAUGAGGAGGGUGAGGAUACCGACUACAAUUAUGCACUGCGCAGAAGAAGCAUUGGCCGACUGCCAAUUGGGCGUGGAAUGCGUCCAAGACGCAGCUACAAGGCGCCGCUGUCCCAAAAGAUGGCCAUACACAAGCGCAAUGCGGUCAUCGUGUCCGACGAGGAGAACACCUCCGAAUACAGUCAUUCACCCUCAAGUCAACACUCAACGCUGGAGAGCAAUACGGAUGUGCCAGCGGCCCUAAAGCACACACAACAACAAAAACAGCAACAACAGCUGCAGCAAAAACAGAUGAACACAAAACACAGCUUCAGCGAUUCGGAUUCACGUGACUCCAGCGAGGAUGACGAUGAGGUGGAGGAUAAGGAUAAGGCCAGCUCGAAGGCAACAUCAUCUUUGGCGUUACCCACAGCCGGCAUACGCAGCAGCGACAUUAUAUCCAUACCGACAUUUGAGGCUGAUGGUGCCGUUAAUAUGGUUUAAGUUAGUUAAGUUAAGUGAAAACAAAACAAAAAACAACAACAAACAACUCCUACAACAAUUAACCGAAAACAACUAUCUCUAUAUACUCAACAAAACAAAAAAAUGGAAAAACAAAAGCCCAAAACUAUGGUAUUAUUCUAUGUCGUGUGUCUCUUAUACAUAUUCAUGUCCGAUCUGUGUGUUCCCCCUUUAGUUUAGAAUGUAUGUUUGUAUGUCGAAGCGUUGAUCGCCUCAUUUAACAUUAAACCAUGUUCACUUUUAAGGUUUAGGGGCAAUGCUAUUAUCUAUUAUAUAUCUGUUUGGAUGCAUUUCCUAUGUUGCAAACUUAUGAUUUAAUUUUAAUUUGUAAGCUGCCUUUGUAAUAUAUUUAAAUGCCGUAAUUGUACAUUUAAUUUAGUCAUUAAGUAGUCUUCAAUCUUAAGAGCUUAACCGCAACACGCUCCCAACUACAAACAAACGACAUAAAACACACAACAAAAAAAAAAUAUAUAUAAAAAAAGGUAAUAGAAUUGGCCUCAGGCAAUAUAUAUGUAUAUAUAUAUAUAGGCAAGGAUGAAACAAAAUAGUCAGGGAUAUUUUUUAUAUAACGAAAUUUGCUAAGAAAUCGAUGAGAAUGUUUUUUAAAAGAAGCGCAUCAUAUAAUUUUGUAGUUCGCAUUGGGAAAACUGUUCAAAGAAUUUUUGGAGCCAGUUCUUAUCCGGUAAACGUACUUACUUUUUUGUAAUGCACAAAAUUCAAAGCUUCAGUGCCUUAAAGCAAAUAUUUGAGAAUCGAUAAGGAAAAUAAAAUAUAUAUAUUGAAAAAUGUGUAAAAUAGCAGACCACGGCUCUGACGUGGAGCAUGUGCGCUUUUAAUCCCACGCCUCCAUCUUGUAGCCAGACCUGUGGAGCAUUUGCUAUCUAAAACCCCACUCAAUUCUCCGCUCUAGUUAAUUAAAAAAAAAAACAAAAAGGACAAACCAACUCAAAAGCGCACAUUACGCUGCAAUAAAAUAGAAUAUAUAUAUAUAUAUAUAUAUAUAUAUAAAUAAU
Drosophila grimshawi is the source of this 4278-nucleotide messenger RNA. RefSeq names its product mitogen-activated protein kinase kinase kinase 13-B (gene wnd). Gene Ontology annotation, molecular function: ATP binding; JUN kinase kinase kinase activity. The record is from RefSeq and is a predicted model, not a curated record. Bases 206 to 3247 code for a protein of 1013 amino acids. The transcript is spliced from 8 exons. Gene Ontology annotation, biological process: protein autophosphorylation. NCBI's taxonomy places the organism in Eukaryota, Metazoa, Arthropoda, Insecta, Diptera, Drosophilidae.